This is a messenger RNA of Callorhinus ursinus (northern fur seal), 2243 nucleotides long. It is a transcript of the gene TNNT3, whose product is annotated as troponin T3, fast skeletal type. Gene Ontology annotation, cellular component: troponin complex. Lineage: Eukaryota; Metazoa; Chordata; Mammalia; Carnivora; Otariidae. The record is from RefSeq and is a predicted model, not a curated record. Gene Ontology annotation, biological process: regulation of muscle contraction; skeletal muscle contraction; sarcomere organization. Gene Ontology annotation, molecular function: tropomyosin binding; troponin C binding; troponin I binding.
CCCACAGAAACAGUCCCACCACCAUGUCGGACGAGGAAGUUGAACAGGUCGAUGAGCAGUACGAGGAAGAAGAAGAGGCCCAGGAGGAAGAAGUCCAUGAAGAAGUCCAUGAACCAGAGGAGGUCCAAGAAGAGGAGAAGCCAAGACCCAGACUCACUGCUCCUAAGAUCCCGGAAGGGGAGAAAGUAGACUUUGAUGACAUCCAGAAGAAGCGUCAGAACAAGGACCUCAUGGAGCUCCAGGCGCUCAUCGACAGCCACUUUGAAGCGCGGAAGAAGGAGGAAGAGGAGCUGAUUGCUCUCAAGGAGAGGAUAGAGAAGCGCCGUGCGGAGAGAGCUGAGCAGCAGAGAAUCCGUGCCGAGAAGGAGAGGGAGCGCCAGAACAGACUGGCGGAGGAGAAAGCCCGGAGGGAGGAGGAAGAUGCCAAGAGGAGAGCAGAGGACGACUUGAAGAAGAAGAAGGCCCUGUCCUCCAUGGGCGCCAACUACAGCAGUUACCUGGCCAAGGCCGACCAGAAGAGAGGCAAGAAGCAGACCGCCCGGGAGAUGAAGAAGAAGGUGCUAGCAGAGAGACGCAAGCCGCUCAACAUCGACCACCUCAGCGAGGACAAGCUGAGGGACAAGGCCAAGGAGCUCUGGGACACCCUCUACAAACUGGAGACCGACAAGUUCGAGUUUGGGGAGAAGCUGAAGCGCCAGAAAUAUGACAUCACCAACCUCAGGAGCCGCAUCGACCAGGCCCAGAAGCAGUGAGUAGCCCCUCCCCGGGGCUCUGUUCGGGGCACGUGGCCCCACGGGGCUGGCCGCCGCUGCCCGACCCCGGGCCCAGCGAUUUCGGCCAGUCCUGGUGGCAACCGACCCUCGGCAGAGCAGUAACAAGACUAACCAGCGGCCACUGGAGCCCGCAUGUCUGGGCCCCACACCCCCGGACCUGCAGGCUCCUCUCCUCACCCCAGAGCCUAGGAGGAGGCCGACUGCGGGGACAUGGGCGGUCCCGGGCCAGCUCCCCAGCAGCCUGGCAAAGCCAGACGGGGCUCCUGGACAUCCCCACACUGAGCUGCCUCAGCGGUGAGCUGGCGCAGGCCAUCAGAAGCCCGGGCUUUGUCAUGGGUCUCCCUGCAGCCCCGGGGGGGCCUCUGGUUCCUCGGAACAUGAACCCUCUGUCCAUAAGGUCACCCUGGGGUCUGCGGGACCCAUGAGCACAGCGGCUGGGAAAGGUCUGGAGAGGGCCUGUGCUCUCGCUCCACCUGCGUUGGGAUGUUCCUCCCAGCCUGCGCUGAGCCCGUUCCCACCCCACACGGUGCAGUGUCCCCAGGACUGCUCGGACGGGGGUUUCCCUCCUCCACUGGCCCCUGCCCCCUUACUGCUCCCAGGGCUGGGAUCCUCCGCCCUGGGGGACUAGUGAAGGUGACCCCCUCCUCCCUGGACUCUGUUGUGUGAGGCUGAUGCGGGCCUUGUGAGAGCCCUUUCAUGCGUGUGCACGCGUGUGCAUGUGUGUGUGCAUGCGUGUGUGCAUGCGUGUAAGGGUACUCAGGCUAACCCCUGCAGGACGGACCACGGGCACAGCCACCGGGGCCAGGGCUUCUCCCGAAGCCAGCCUUGGGAACUGCAUGGCCUUCUCCAGCCAGAAGUCGUCCCAAAGGGUCAGCUUCCGGGGCCCACACACCCUGUUCCCCACCCAUGGCAUCCUGACCCAGCACCCAACUCCCUCCUGGCUCCCUGGUGCAUAGAGGGCCUCCGACAGACAGGGCAGGAUCCUAAGGAUGGCCGCCCUGCAAGGUGCUGACUUCCCCCCACUCCACGGUCCAGUUCUAACAGGGGACUGAAGGCCGGACAGAGGCCUCCCAGGCCCCAAGUCUACCAGGCCUGGUCUGCUGGCCAAGAGUCAGGGACCAAGGUAGCUGACUGUCCAGAGCCUCUCCUGCCCCAGGAGGCUGUGACCUAGGAGGCUCUUUCCAGGCCACAGUCACUGGGAGGAUGAUAGCCAUCUGCAGAGACGGCUUCCCUGGCAGGCCUGGGGUCUCCCCGAGGUGGGGCCCCUGGAGCCCAAGCUCCUGGCCGGGGUUAGGGGGUGUCCUGUGCUCUCUGGUCCCUCCCCUAACCACACUAACUGUCCCAGCACAAGGCGCCCAGGCCCAGCCGGGCCAGGUACAGGUGAGUCGCCGCUGCUUGGAAUGUGUGCCCGGGGCUUUGAGGUCAGACUGGGCGUUUCGCCCUGAUAGCGGCCUGGGUGGGCAGAGCUGC